This is a messenger RNA of Helianthus annuus (common sunflower), 1524 nucleotides long. RefSeq lists its product as uncharacterized. Bases 278 to 1366 code for a protein of 362 amino acids. The record is from RefSeq and is a predicted model, not a curated record. NCBI's taxonomy places the organism in Eukaryota, Viridiplantae, Streptophyta, Magnoliopsida, Asterales, Asteraceae. The transcript is spliced from 9 exons.
UACGAAACACCCCUCCAACAUCCCAAUAGUUGACAUUUUCUCCCCCAUAUGUACUCUACUCACGGUUAACUCAUGCUGCUGAUAUUUUAACAUCUCAACCGCCUCCACCACUCUAACCGGCGAUCUGUUCUCCGGCCACACCUACCGCCGUCAGGUUGAAAUUUGUCGAAAAUAUCUUAUACUUCUAAGAGAAAAGGAUUAACAGAUCUGAUCAAGCUGGCCUGGGGAAGAAAAGUUUGUGCCUUUGUGGAGAUGUUUCAGCUAGCAUUUUACUGAGAUGAAGAACAAUCAGGAAACUAAGCCAGAAAUACAGUCCUUAACCCAAGUUUCACACGAGUCCCAAAGUGACCAACAUAACAAUGCGACAGACACUCCUGUUCCUGACACUGGUUCAGCCUCCAUUUCAAGCAAUGACAACAGAAAAGUUUCUAGGGAAGAUAUCGAACUUGUCCAGAACUUGAUAGAACGCUGUUUGCAACUGUAUAUGAACCGAGAUGAGGUCGUGAAAACUUUGCUAAAUCGUGCGAGGAUAGAUCCUGGCUUUACAACUUUAGUUUGGCAGAAAUUAGAAGAAGAAAAUGCAGACUUUUUUAGAGCAUAUUACAUAAGGCUGAAACUAAAGAAGCAGAUCAUCUUGUUUAAUCAUUUGCUUGAACAUCAAUACCGUCUUACAAAGUAUCCAAUGCAACCGAAGCUUCCUCUUGCUCCCAUACAAAAUGGCAUCCAUCCCAUGCCAGUUAACAACUUACCAAUGGGAUACCCUGUUCUACCACAACCUCCAAUGGCGGCUACGGGUCAACCUCAUAUGAAUCCCAUGGGUAUUUCCAACUGUCAUGUGGUCAAUGGAGUCCCUGCUCCAAGGAACUUCCAACCUAUGAGGGUCAACUCUGGAAACGAAACUAUGGGAAUAGAUAAUAGUGCGGCUGAUGUGGCGCCUGCGGUUCCAGUAAAUGGGGCCAUUUCACCCAUAUCAGAUAUGCCGAUGAGUCCUACAUCAGUUGCAUCCAGUGGCCAUUUCCCUUUUACUGCAUCUGAAAUAUCGGGAAUGGGCGUUGACACGUCAGCUCUUGACUCAGCUUUUCCAUCUGAUGUGGCAAGUUCUGUAGGGUUGCAUUUGCCGCCUGAUAAUGGAACUUCUAGACCUUUUGGCAAUAUCCCUUGGAAUUUUAGUCUUUCGGAUCUAACAGCUGAUCUGUCGAACUUGGGAGAUUUAGGAGCUCUUGGAAACUACCCUGGUUCCCCUUUUCUUCCAUCUGAUUCGGAUAUAUUGCUCGAUUCCCCUGAGCAAGAGGACAUUGUGGAAGAGUUCUUUGCUGACUCGGUUCCUGGACCACCAUGCUCCAAUUCAGAUGACGAAAAAUCCUAAUUUAAGCUUAGAAACAACAAACUAUUGUCUUGGGACACAAUUAUGUACAAUAAAAGGGUACACAAGGAACUGAAAUGUCAAUUUUAUUAUAUCCCGGAUCUUUAACACCCAACCCUUAAAGCUUCUUUUAUGUAACUUUAGAUUUCGUUUGAGCUUUA